Messenger RNA from Aspergillus welwitschiae, 1852 nucleotides. RefSeq lists its product as uncharacterized. Gene Ontology annotation, molecular function: protein binding. Gene Ontology annotation, cellular component: intracellular anatomical structure. Lineage: Eukaryota; Fungi; Ascomycota; Eurotiomycetes; Eurotiales; Aspergillaceae. The record is from RefSeq and is a predicted model, not a curated record. The transcript has a single exon. Bases 89 to 1852 code for a protein of 587 amino acids.
CUUAUCUUUUCCCAAUCAAUCUACUACUACUACUACUACUACUACUACUACUACUACUACUACUACUACUACUACUCUGAACCCAUCCAUGACCAUGACCCUCACAGCAAUCCCCGCCAGCGAGCCCUACUUCAACCUCGGCGCCUACUCGCGAAACGUCACCACCACCAGCGAAGAUGCGCGCAUCUGGUUCAAUCGCGGCCUCAUCUGGGUCUACUCCUUCCACCACGGCGAAGCCGUGCACUGCUUCGAGCAAGCCAUAGCCCACGAUCCCACCUUCGCCAUGGGCCACUGGGGUCUCGCCUACGCGGUAGGCCCCAACUACAACAAAGCUUGGGAGCGCUUCGACCGCAAAGACCUUCACACCUGCGUACAACGCGGCCAUGAAGCCUCACGUAAAGCCCUCGCUCUCUCCCAAUCCACCAACGCCACUCCUCUCGAGCAAGGCCUCUGCAAAGCCAUAACCGAGCGCUUCCCAACCCCGACUCCCCUCCAACUCGAAACCUACAGCGCCGUCAACCGGGCCUACGCCGCCGCCAUGAAGCCCAUCUACGAAUGCUUCCCUAACGACCUCGACAUGGCCGUUCUCUACGCCGACGCCCUCAUGAAUAUCACCCCCUGGGCCCUCUGGGACCUCUUCACAGCCCAACCCAACCCCAAAGCUCCCACCAAGGAAGUCCAAUCUGUCCUCGAAUCCGCUCUCACCUCCCACCCCCACGGACAAGCCUACUCCCACCCAGGCCUCCUCCACCUCUACAUCCACUACAUCGAAAUGUCUCCGACCCCAGAAAAGGGCAUCUACGCCGCCGACCACCUCCGUGAUCUUGUCCCCGACGCCGGCCACAUCCACCACAUGCCCACGCACCUCGACAUCCUGAUCGGCGACUGGCGCGCCUCUAUCCGGUCCAACUACCGCUCCACUCUCGCGGAUGACCGCUACGCUGCUAAAGCCGGCCACAACAACUUCUACACUUUCUACCGCCUCCACGAUUACCAUUCCCUUAUCUACGCCGCCAUGUUCGCAGCACAGAAACGUACCGCCCUCGAUGCCGUCUCCCGCAUGGAAGCCAGCAUCCCAGAGUCUCUCCUGCGCAUGACAUCGCCCCCUAUGGCUGACUGGAUCGAGCACUUCGUCGCCAUCCGUCUGCAUGUCAUGGUCCGUUUUGGCAUGUGGGAGGAGCUUAUCAAUGACACCUCUCUCCCGGAAGACCAGGAGCUGUAUGCCAUCACAACAGCCACAACCCACUAUGCCCGUGCCCUCGCCUACGCCGCGACUAACGACGUGCCCUCCGCCCGUACCGAAGAAGCCCUAUUUCUCGCAGCCCGGGAGCGCGUCCCUGCUACCCGCCGCGCGUAUAAUAGUAAAGCCCGCGAUAUGCUGGCAGUGGGAGUUGCUAUGCUGAAGGGGGAGAUAGAGUACCGAGCAAGGAACUAUGAGACGGCAUUUGCGGCGUUGAACGAGGCGAUUGUGUUGGAGGAUCAGUUGCCGUAUAGUGAGCCAUGGGCGUGGAUGCAGCCUGUUAGACAUGCUUAUGCGGCGUUGAAGCUGGAGCAAGGGGAAGUGGAGGAGGCGGCGAGGGUGUAUAAGGCUGAUUUGGGGCUGGAUGAGUCGUUGAUUCGUCCCAGGAGACACCCGAAUAAUGUUUGGGCGUUGCAUGGGUAUCAUGAGUGUUUGGAGAGGCUGGGGAGGGUCGAAGAGGCCAAGGCGAUCGAGGGCGCGAGGAACGUGGCGUUGGCCGGGGCGGAUGUGCCGAUUUUGGCGUCGUGUUUUUGUAGGUUGGAGGUUUUGAAGAAGAAGAAGGAGAAUGGCGCGUGUUGUGGGGGGAAUGGGGAUGGUCCUGCGCUUUGUUAA